Aspergillus aculeatus ATCC 16872 is the source of this 1173-nucleotide messenger RNA. RefSeq names its product Pre-mRNA-splicing factor ECM2 (gene slt11). Bases 1 to 1173 code for a protein of 390 amino acids. Gene Ontology annotation, cellular component: Prp19 complex; U2-type catalytic step 2 spliceosome; U2-type catalytic step 1 spliceosome. The record is from RefSeq and is a predicted model, not a curated record. Gene Ontology annotation, molecular function: pre-mRNA binding; U6 snRNA binding. The transcript is spliced from 2 exons. Lineage: Eukaryota; Fungi; Ascomycota; Eurotiomycetes; Eurotiales; Aspergillaceae.
AUGCCUCCUGCUCAGAUCAAGCAGGAUCUCAACCGAUCCGGAUGGGAGACCACCGACUUCCCGUCAGUCUGUGAGAGCUGUCUCCCGGACAAUCCUUACGUGCAGAUGCUGAAAGAGGACUAUGGCGCAGAAUGCAAACUUUGUACACGUCCGUUCACCAUCUUCCGCUGGAAGGCCGACCGCACCGCCCGCACCAAGCGCACCACCAUCUGCCUCACCUGCGCCCGCCUCAAGAACUGCUGCCAGUGCUGCAUGCUGGAUCUGUCCUUCGGCUUGCCCAUCGUCGUUCGUGAUGCCGCCCUGAAGAUGGUCGCCCCGGGCCCGGAAAGCACCAUCAACCGCGAAUACUACGCCCAGGGCCACGAGAAGGAGAUUGAGGAAGGCCGCGGCGCGGUCGAGGAGUACGAGAAGACCGACGAGAAAGCGCGCGAGCUGCUCCGCAGACUCGCCAACAGCGAGCCUUAUUACCGCAAACAGCGCCGGAUUGAGGCGGCCCCCGAAGACGGGGAGGGUCCCGCGACAGGGUCCAGCGAGGCGCCCGUCGUCCACAGUCGGUACGGUAACGGGCCGGGUCCGAUUCGCACCAGCGAGAGCCGCAGGGGAACACCGCUGCCAGGCCGGGGCGGACGCGGAGCGGGAGGGGGAAUGCGCGGUGGACGCGGCGGGCGUCCCUUCCCCAGUGCGGCGCAGGUGCCGCCCUCCGCCGACGACAUCAACCCGCCCGCCGACCCCAACAUCACCUCGUUGUUCGUGACGGGUGUCGAGGACGACCUGCCCGAGCACGAACUGCGCACCUUCUUCACCCAGUUCGGCUCGCUCCGCUCCUUGAUCUGUUCCCACCGCGCCCACUCGGCGUUCAUCAACUUCGCCACCCGCGAGGGCGCCGAGGCGGCUGCGAAGCACUGCCAGGGCAAGGCCGUCCUUCAGGGUUGUCCCCUGCGCGUCCGGUGGGGCAAGCCCAAGCCGCUGGACAACAUGGACCGGGAGGAGCGGAUGAAGAACGCCCGCGAGGGUCGACAAGCCGUGGGCACGCGCCCCUCCGGCGAUGGCGGCAAGCGAGCCAUCACGGCGGCCGGAGAGGACCUGGCUAAGGAACAAAGACCCCAGAACUACGCAGUGGCACCACCCCCGGGUGCUGGCGAAAUCCAGUACUCCAGUUUGAACGGCGAUUAA